CUUAAAUAUUACCGAACUCACAACCUCCAAAAAUUUUGUUCAAUAUGCAUUGACACCCGAAAAAAGCCUUACACUUCUUUUUUCAGCCUUUUAGGCUUUCAAAAUUUGAAGAAGUUACUAGUUGGGUAAAAAACAAGUACUUACUUGAAAAGCAUCCAUGGGAAAUCAAUUCCGAGAAAAUGUGUUCUACUAUUCUAGUCUCUAGAUUCUAGAAACAGAGAACGUCGUUAUUUGUUAGGCCGGAGAUAACGCCAACCAAUCUAAUAGAAGAUUAUUUAAAAAGACAUCACGACAGUUUGGCCGAGUGGUCUAAGGCGCCAGAUUUAGGCUCUGGUCCGAAAGGGCGUGGGUUCAAAUCCCACAGCUGUCAUUAUUGUUAUCUUUCUUCAUUCCCACUAGUAAAGUAGCAGUGGAGCCAGUGACUUUUUUCUGUGACGAUGCGUUAUCUUUUCCAAGUUUCAAUUUCAGCCACAGAAGGCAUGACUAUAACUAACUGUAGUAAAUAGCACUCUAGCAGGUAGUGCCACUUUCUCGGCUGCUGGAAUUUGUGGGAACGUGGCGAUGGCUUUCUCAAACUUAACUCCAACAGCUUGCAUCACUUGUCUCAAUGCUUCCAAUCAAUUCUGUCUCCCAUCAUCUUCACCUUUCAAGUCUCUCAAGUUCCCUCUCUUCUGGCCCUGGGAAAAAGUGAAAACGGGUCCUUUGACUGUGUCUCCUAUGGGGUUUGGGACGUGGGCAUGGGGCAACCAGCUUCUCUGGGGUUACCAGCAAUCAAUGGAUUCCCAACUUCAACAAGUUUUCAAUCUUGCCGUGGAGAAUGGAAUCAAUCUUUUCGAUACCGCGGAUUCUUAUGGGACGGGAAGACUCAAUGGACAGAGUGAAAAGCUUCUGGGAAAGUUCAUUAGAGAAUUUCGAGUGGCUGAUAAAUCCAGGACUCUUCUUUCAUCAUCCCAAUAUUACAAUAGAGAUUGUUCAUUGCAUACCAUUUUUGUAAUCUCAGGGAAAAAGCGGAUAAAAGAUGAGAUUGUGAUUGCUACAAAGUUUGCAGCAUAUCCCUGGCGUCUAACAGCAGGGCAAUUUGUUGAAGCUUGCAGGGCCUCUCGGGACCGAAUGCAGAUUGAGCAAAUUGGAAUAGGACAGUUACAUUGGUCUACUGCAAACUACGCUCCCCCACAAGAGUUCGCUCUUUGGGGUGGUUUAGUGGCAAUAUAUGAGAAGGGCUUAGUUAAAGCUGUUGGAGUUAGCAAUUAUGGACCCAAACAGCUCGUAAAGAUUUAUGAUUACCUUAAAGCCAGAGGAGUCCCACUAAGUUCGGCUCAGGUACAAUUUUCUCUGAUAAGCAUGGGAGAAGAUCAGAUGGAGAUUAAAAAUAUUUGUGACUCUCUUGGUAUCCGCUUGAUUUCUUAUAGUCCUCUAGGACUUGGAAUGCUUACUGGGAAAUAUACGCCUUCCAGACUUCCACGUGGGCCAAGGGGCCUGCUGUUUAAGCAAAUUCUUCCAGGACUGGAACCCUUGCUGGUUUCGUUGAGAGAAAUCGCGGAAAAACGGAGCAAAACCAUACCUCAGGUUGCAAUAAACUGGUGCCUCUGUAAAGGUACCAUUCCAAUACCUGGAGUUAAAACAGUGAAACAAGCAGAGGAAAAUCUGGGUGCUCUCGGUUGGCACCUAAGUUCAAAUGAGUUGCUUCAGUUAGAUUAUGCAGCUCAGGAGUCGCCACGGAGGAUGAUCCAAAACAUUUUCCAGACAAAGUAAACAGUCUAGAAAUACAGCGACCAAAUGAAUACCAUGGAGUAAGAUAUUGCUAAUACUCGAGUGUCUGAAUUCUCACCCGAUUAUCAGAUGAAAUUUUGACAAAUUGCAAAAGCACCCUUGAUGAGACGGAACAAUUAUGGGGCACAAACCAAAGAAAUUGGGGGUUUGUGGGAACGAAAUACAUCAAAUAAGAGAGCCAGCGUUGCAUUCACAUCCUACUUCAGCUUGACUGAUAAAUAAGAGGAGGAAAUGCAUAUGGAGCCAUAUUUGUGGACAAUUUUAAGGCCGAAAUGCAGGAAAUGCAUGUACCACCGUACAAGUAAAAAUAGUUGUCUAUGAAGCACAACAGCCUUCCUAGAGUUGCUAACGUCGUUCUUCAGCAAAUUUUUCCGAAGUGGGAAAAAAUAAAAGGAAAAAUUUUCUUUCCAGUUUUUCAGCCUGUGCUAGUAUUAAAUUCUCCAUAACACGAAAAUUAUAGGCAGAAUGCCCACAAG
Messenger RNA from Durio zibethinus, 2246 nucleotides. RefSeq names its product NAD(P)-linked oxidoreductase superfamily protein (gene PLR1). The record is from RefSeq and is a predicted model, not a curated record. Gene Ontology annotation, cellular component: cytoplasm. NCBI's taxonomy places the organism in Eukaryota, Viridiplantae, Streptophyta, Magnoliopsida, Malvales, Malvaceae.